Diorhabda carinulata is the source of this 1753-nucleotide messenger RNA. Its product is annotated as lipid storage droplets surface-binding protein 1-like. The record is from RefSeq and is a predicted model, not a curated record. The transcript has 9 exons. Gene Ontology annotation, cellular component: cytosol; lipid droplet. NCBI's taxonomy places the organism in Eukaryota, Metazoa, Arthropoda, Insecta, Coleoptera, Chrysomelidae. The coding region runs from base 290 to 1624 and encodes 444 amino acids. Gene Ontology annotation, biological process: positive regulation of triglyceride storage; lipid storage.
AUAUUCCCUUAGAUUGAUUAGUUUCGAAUUUUGUUGCUUAACUUACAAACAAUCAAUGCAAGAUUUUUCAAAUCACGAAAUUGUUUAUUAUAAAUCAUAUCAAUGUUUAAUAUUCGAUUAGGUAACGGUUUAUUUUUGGUUAAUGAUCAAUUUAUUUCAUUUAAUUAGUAUACGAUAAAUUUAUAUUUGAUACAAAUUUUUGUAUCGUCGCUAGAAUCUUGUUCAUUCAAUAUUUAAAUACAACGUGACAUGUUUUCGAACUGAAAGUGAUUUCGAUAAAAAAUCUGUUAUGGUUCAUAGGAGACGAUUUAGAAAAAAUUUCAAAAACAAAAUAAUACCUCGAAAUGAUUUUGAAUCGACAGUAACAGUUAAAAAUUUUGAAUCUAUUUCGGUCCAAACAGAUGAUGAAAUGCCACAAACGGUUAGAAAAAGAUUCGAAUGGAACGAUCUGGACGCGGUCAAUCGUAUUACAAAUAUCCCGAUAGUGGAAACCGGAUGGUCUUAUGCAGGAGGCUUCUAUCAAAAAAUAAAAAAUUCGAAUUCGUUGAUGCAUUGGACUUUAGAUACCGCCGAACUAUCAGCUCAAACUAUAGUGGAAGCUGCUUCACCAGCUCUGUUCCUAUUGGAAGGACCUAUCAAUUCCAUUGACGAUAUCGUUUGUAAAAGUUUGGAUAUCUUGGAACAAAAAGUACCGUCGAUAAAUCUUCCACCGGAAAUGAUUUAUUACAAUACGAAACAAUACGUACAAGAAAUGGGAACGAGAAUCGCCCAGCCGGUUAUAAAACGCGCGGAUUCCGUGAAAAAAAUAGGAGACACAGUUCUAUCUAGCAAAUACACGGCUUACGCUGCUGAUACUUUAGACGGCGUAUUAGACGUCGCGGAAAAAUACGUCGAUAAAUAUCUACCCGGCGAAGACGAACAAAUUAUCGAUGAAACUGAUAAACCUGCGAAUGAAGAAGGACCGAAAGGAAAAGCCAUCCAUACAAUACACCACGCCGAAAAAUUUUCCAGGAAACUGAAAAGGAAAGUAACUCUAAGAACGAUUGCAGAAGUUAAAGCACUCAAACAUCAAAGCGUGGAAGCUGUACAUGUUCUAACUUACGUUAUUGAAUUGGUAGCCACCGAUCCAAUCCUUGCGUUUCAAAAAGGAAAAGAGCUAUGGGCGAGUUUGAGUAAAGAUGAACCUGAAAAUCAAGCUAGACCGGCAAAUUUGGAACAGCUGAUUGUUCUGCUGGUAAGAGAAUCAUCACGACGCGUUGUUCAUUUGAUUAAUGCUUCGAGUGAUAUACUCAGUACUUUUCCCAGAAGGUUAUAUCAUUCUGUGGGAGUUUUAAUAAAUAAAGUUUUGGCUACAACGGAUUCUGCUGUUAAAACCGUGCACAUGGAAAACGUCCAAGGAACGAUUAUCGCCAUUUUGAAAGCUCAAGGAUACGUAUUGGCGGUUGCAAUUAAAAAUAUUAAUGACCAAAUAAGCGAAUACUUGGAACAAGUUGCUGAAAAUCUCUCCAAACAUGACGAAAAUUCUCCAGGAGCAUUAUCCGUGCCUCAAAUUACAGUGAACAAUCCAAAAGCAACCUUAAAAAAUACCAAACAAAAUUCGAAUGGUUUCGAAAAUAAUUUAUAAGAACAUCCACGUGUAAUUUAAAAUAUAGUAUUUGAUACUGUAUAAUAUUUUAAUAAUCUUAAUCUAAAUAAUAUUCUAAAAGUUAUGCAGGUAAUCAAUAUAAAAUAAACGUAAAUAAGAAAUUUCUUU